AUGGAUCCUGCACAAGAAAUUGAAUUAUCUGCCCUGGCUCGUCAGAAACCAAUGAACGACGUAAUAGAUAUUGGCGAUUCACCUGUGCAGCUGUUUUACGAAGGCGCUACGGUAUUCGUAACUGGUGGGUCCGGCUUCAUUGGAAAACAACUAAUUGAGAAACUGUUCAGGUCAUGCGCCAUAGAAAAACUGUACCUGCUUAUUCGUCCGAAAAAAUCGAUGACUAUUCAAGAAAGACUCAAUCAGAUGUUACAAAACCCAGUGUACGAUCUAUUACGAACGAAAAAGCCGGAGUUUGCUGACAAAAUUAUCCCAGUUGAAGGAAAUAUUAAUGAAAUCAGACUGGGGCUUAGCGAAAAAGACUGGAGUAUGCUCACAGACGAGGUAAAUAUCAUAUUCCAUGUUGCUGCUACUAUACGCUUCGAUGAAAAACUACGUAAAGCGACACUUACCAACAUCCGGAGUUCUAGGGAGGCACUGGAACUGGCCCGAAGUUGCAAAAACCUGAAGUAA
This is a messenger RNA of Arctia plantaginis, 513 nucleotides long. The record is from the annotation of a GenBank genome assembly. NCBI's taxonomy places the organism in Eukaryota, Metazoa, Arthropoda, Insecta, Lepidoptera, Erebidae.